AUGGCGAUUUGGUCCUCCUUUCUGACGAUUUUAAGCCUCCAAUUGAUUGCUGAAGCGUCUAAUGCUUCUUCAAAUCUAUCUAGUCUCGUGGGAAAGGCCGAAAAUUCUCUUCAUGAGCGCAGCGCUGGUCGUUAUGCCGCGGUAUUGGGUGGUAACGGUAUGAUUUCCGAUGGCUGGCCCAGCAUUGACCAAUGGAUUGGGUCUUUUGAAAUUAUGUUCGAGAAUAAUCAAGGUGUGGUAUCCGCCAGCUGCUCCCAAUGGGGUCUCUCCAAUAACUCGGAAGACGAAACCGAUUCCAUCAAAGAUGCCAUCCACCAAGUAGCGAAUUCGAGCGGCGUCGACGCCCGCUUCAUUUUUUCAAUCGUCAUGCAAGAGAGUCAAGGGUGCGUUCGUGUUCAGACGACUGACAACGGUGUCAUCAAUCCGGGACUAAUGCAAAGCCACGCGGGCUCUGGUUCCUGCAAUAAAGGUGGAAUCAUUCAAAACCCUUGUCCCCAAAGCGAAAUCCAUCAAAUGAUCAUAGAUGGUGUCGAGGGAACCCCAGCCGGGCCCGGUUUGAAGGCAUUGAUAGCUCAGGAGGGCGGUUCGACAGACGUGGCUUCAUUCUACAAGGCCGCUCGGGCUUACAAUUCUGGUACUGUUGCCUCUAGCGGUAACUUGGGUCAGGGGAUUGCCACUCACUGCUACGCCUCAGACACUGCCAAUCGCCUUUUGGGCUGGACCAAUGGUCCUAGCCUGUGCGCUCCUAAUGUUAUUGGCAUGGUAUCUGCUGCACAUUGGGAGGGUAAGAGCGCCAGUGCGUGCGACGGGACGUCAACUACCACGCCUUCUCGAUUAGUUUCCCUACCUCAUGUAUUCCCUUUUUCAUCUCACCCAGAAUCAAGCUCGCUUCAUUCACCGUAUACUUCAGCAUUUGCCACCACAACUUCUGCGCUGAUCUCUCUCAACACGGCCCAAUGUGCUUGUAGUAGGAAGCGACUUCAAGUGUAG
Penicillium cosmopolitanum is the source of this 990-nucleotide messenger RNA. RefSeq lists its product as uncharacterized. The record is from RefSeq and is a predicted model, not a curated record. Bases 1 to 990 code for a protein of 329 amino acids. The transcript has a single exon. Lineage: Eukaryota; Fungi; Ascomycota; Eurotiomycetes; Eurotiales; Aspergillaceae.